Molecule: messenger RNA, 3508 nt
Organism: Amoebophrya sp. A25
Lineage: Eukaryota; Dinophyceae; Syndiniales; Amoebophryaceae
Source: the annotation of a GenBank genome assembly
UUUUUUCAUCGUUGUGGUAUGGAAAUGAUGGAACAAAAGGCCACAUCAUAAUUAAAAUGGUAGUUUAUCUUUUUAUUUCUGUUUGUAUCAUUAAGAUCAAUACUACAUGAUGUAGAUUAUUUUCCUCCGGGAGCACGACCAGUUUUGCCAUGCGAGCUCGAGCUGUGAAACCUUAUAAAUUGCUCUGAUCAGUAGUUUCUGUUUCAGUCCCGUCUACUUCAACUUAAAAAAUAAUAUGACGUCGAACAAUGCAGAAGGAGGACACGGAAAAUCUCGACCCGGGUCAUCCGGUACAACGGGUAUGGGGAUUGCGCCUGUCCCGCCAGUCGAAGAGCCUUUCCGCUUUGUGGAACGAAGGAGAUUGUUACGCCCAAGCAUCGAUGUGCUGGCACGCGCAUUGCAGAGGGCGCACGAUGCCGAUCCCGUCUAUGAGGUUUUCUCGGUGACGGUCGUCGACGAAGGCGAGGCUUGCUUGUUACCGGAGCAUCAACAGCAAGUCAAGCACAUUGUCGCAAGCAGAGCUCCUAGUGUGGCUGCUACGGCUCCAGAGGCUGCAUCAUCCGAGCAGGGUCAGGCGACACGACCAUUGUCAUCAUCUUCUCCAAGCCCGUUUUUUCCAGGUGUGGGACGGAUUACGGGAGAACGGACUGCUCUUGUGGACAUGGGAGGCGUGCCUAAUAUGGACAAUCCUGAACGCCACAAUGUAGAAUUUGACUUGUUCCAACUCCUCGAAAAAACGACUUCAUCUAGUGGAUUUCGGGAUUGCUUCCAUUGUCUUGGUGCAUUUGCCGCAGCUCCAUCUCUUGUCGGGCAAAACGCGGAAGGGAUUCUCAGUUGUGAGGUGGUGGAGGAGGUGGACAGUGGAACAACAGGGAGCAGCAGUGGCAGUAAGAUGAAAGCGAUGUCGAAUAUACAAGCAGCAGCAGGAGCAGCUUCUUCUACCACCAGGACCACGACCUGUCCGGCGAUUUAUAACUACGGACAGAGCGAGUCGAAGUAUACGGAAAUUCUACAAGGACCAGACGGAUCGCGCGUUAAUGCCUUAGGCUGUGUAUCCGUCCCCCCAGGCCACUCACAGAAACUAGAGAUCAUCGGUCGAGCACAGCCAGCGCCAUACGCCACAAAGGACUACACGACGCAUAAGCUCGGCUGCUUGGGAAAUUUCUUCUACGCUGUCAAAAAAGGAGGACAUACUUCCAUGCUGGGCCAACCUUCACCUCCAGUAUCGGUGCAAGAUGAAACAAUAGCAGGAGUACGAGUAGUGUCACCAGCUGGUGGCUCGAGAACAAGAAUCCUGAAAAUUGAGGCGCGCAACCGAAUAUCAAGCAAUACCGGACUUAUUCACAGUUUCACAGGCUAUUUACGACAGCUGUUGGCAGCAUUCGGACAGGUUGAAAUUUUCCAUGACAAGGUGCUGGAUUUGAUUUUUGUAUGACAUAUUUUUUUGAAUUCAUAGGCACAGCAGUUCUACUUGCAAUACAAUUUUUUAUUUCAUUUUACUACCUCACGUCAACCAUAGAAGGAGGAGCUGCACCUGCAACAUAGCAAAACAAAAACUCAGGAACCAGAAGCACCUCAAGCUAUCACGAAAAGCGUUCAUCCAGGAAGCGCUCUGCCGUGUGUUGGUCUGGGUGGCGUGGUCUUCAUGAAAGCGGGCUAUAUUCAGGGUCACGUGAUGCCAGACUUCCUCACCGAGAAAAUCACAUCUCCGCAGAUGGGCGACCGAUGGUUGCGCUUUUUUCUCAAUGGAGCGCCAGGAAAUCUAGUCAUGUUCUCCACCAUGCUUUCGGACAUGAUGUUGAAACCAGAUCAAGCAGAGCGACAGGCCACUUCUUCUGUAUCUGAACGAGGAGACAUCAAGGAGGACUUUGCAGGCCUCCAUUUGCGCACUGAGCACACGCAUUUCUUUGGACAUGGUCCCGCAACGGGGCAAGGCGGGCACUACCAUGGUGACAUUGCCACUGAGAAGAGUGUACUGUUAAGGGUCAAGCCAGUCGGGCCUGUUUCACUGGUAAAUAAUGAUAAUCAGCAGACCUAUGUUGAUAUAAUUUGUAUCAUUUUACUAUGUAGUAUAUCAAGUAGUAGUAGAAGCACCCACCCGAGGUAGUACUAGAACUACUUGUAGUCUAGUACUACUUGUAGUCUAGUACUAGCUCCAGCUGUUCCUGGUAUGAGUACUAAUCAACAUGAGAUGAAGUGUGAUGUCCUCGACGAAACUACUAGGAUAUCACACCUCAUCUCGUGUUGAUUAAGUGGGCUCUGCUCUUGCAUUGCGCACGACGACCUACUAGGACUAGAAGGUAGCACACCCAAAUCCACGACUCUGGUAAUAAGUAUUCGUAUCCUAAUAUGAGUACUAGGUGUACUAGUUGCAGUCUGGUGCUCGUUUAUUUCCAUGCACUGUUCUUUGAUGUGCUUCAGAGCUUAUCAAGUACAAAAAGAAAAACUUUGCAAGAAUUUGAGUCUUGGUCUUCUAAUCAUAGAACGCAGUUUCAGAGGGGAGCAUUCCAGUCGUCAGGAUCAUGAAGCUGUGGCAACACUCUACAAACAUCUUGCGGAACCAAAUGCGCCAGUUCACUACGUAGCCUAUUUUUCACUGGCGGACGAAAUCAUUAAGGCUUACCCUGUUCCAUCUACUUUUUUCGGAAGCAUCGAUCCAUCUCGAAGGUGUCCCAUGAAGAAAGAGAAACUAGAUCCGACUCCGAGAUCAUCGAUCUCAGAAUGGAUUAGGGUGAGCUCUAAAAUCAUACGUGUUAAUGACGCAGUAAAGAUGAUGGCUGCGCGUGAAGACGAAAAUCAAGCGACUGCAAAUCAUGAUGGUGCUGGGGAAAAAGCAAAAGAUAUGACGAGGAGUUGUUGAAGAAAAUCAUAAAAAUUUGUGUUGAAUGAUCAUAUUGAUCUUAUUAACCUUUUAAAAAUAAUCAAUGUGGUUUUUCUUAACAUGUUCAUGUACUACUUUCUCGACACUUUAAUCUCCACUAACACGGCGGGAAGUGGGCGAAACGCUGCGAAGUUGUAGCUGUGCAGAUGCAGGGGAUGUUGCAGUACUAGUUUCAGCUGAAGAUGAGAAGAUUAUACACUCUGCUAUAGGAGGAGCUAGAGGAUGAUGAUCACUAUGUGGAUGCACUGUUUCCAUUCACCUGCAGCUCUUUGCACCGUAGUUUUUGAAACAGCCUAUUUAGCGAUUUUCACUUUCUUGUUGGGAUCAACAAGAUGAUGCUCCCGUCAAUUUUUGAACGUGGAUGUCUCAUUCUGCAAUUUUGGAUUUAUAAUCUUAUCUCAAAGGAGCAUUCAUGUUUUUACAAGUAAGUGCAACAUUUUCUUUGCCGUCCACGGGCACGCAUUUCGCUUGGGCAUAACAAGAUGUUGAAGUCCUCGUGAGUGAACAAAAAAUACAUGUAAAAUGUGAAGAGAUAUAGAUUGGUUGAAAAAAGGUAAAGGAUUGCCAUUGCGUGGAAGGAAACCAACUCCAUUUUGAUGAUAUGUACGUAUGAGUGCUGUAUAUCAC